GUUUAGGGUUAUGCCCCCAUAAAUAGCUCAACUGUAAAUACUAAAUAAGCACACAUCGUCUAUACCUGCAUCUCUCUGAGCCAAUCAUGUGAAAGCAAUGAAAUUUUCCCAUAACAAGCAGCUUCUUACAGUAAGCAGUUAGGAAAGAUCCUCUCUGCCUGGACAUACCUUCACCUUCAACUCAGUUUCUUUAAUGUUCCGCUAAAGAUUGAGAAUUUUUUGUUCUGUUUUUGCCUGGGAGAUCAUCUCGUUUUGGACUUACAAUGAUUAAAGGUGUUUCUGAUAUCGCUGCAAUGUGCGUCGGCCUGGUUGGGCUGAUCGGAGCCUCAGCUACCACAGGUCUGCCAAUGUGGAAAGUGACUGCUUUCAUAGGAGAAAACAUCGUUGUGAUGGAGACACGCUGGGAGGGCUUAUGGAUGAACUGCUACAGACAGGCAAACAUCAGGAUGCAGUGUAAGGUGUACGACUCCUUGUUGUAUCUGCCCCCCGAUCUGCAGGCUGCCAGAGGCCUGAUGUGCUGCUCUGUUGCCUUGUCAGGGUUAGGCCUCCUCAUAGCUCUAGCAGGAAUGAAAUGCAGCAACUGCCUUCAAGGUAACAGAUGGGCUAAAACAAUCAUUUUAAUGAUUGCUGGAGCAAUGCAGUUCAUGGCCUGCAUUUGUGUUUUCAUACCGGUGUCUUGGACUGGUCAUGUCAUCAUUCAAGAUUUUUACAAUCCGCUGCUGAUUGAUGCCCAGAGGAGAGAGUUGGGAGAAGCUCUUUACAUCGGUUGGGUGACGGGAGCGGUUCUUUUUGCAUCGUCCUUGUUGUUCAUAUGCAGACGAAUUCCCUCAGAAAAAGGCUCAUUUGAUGUAUACUCCCCAAUGAAAUUGCUGAAUUACAAGCCAGAAGCAAACAGACAAGCAAUGACAAGAUAUCGGCCUGUUUCAAGUGCUCCAAGCAUUCAGUCGAACCCGUAUCGGAAUUCCCCCCAGGGCAACGGUCCAGUACCACUUCAAAAUUUCCAAGUAAUGACAAGCAAUGGAUCCCCGAUGAACCCAGCUAUUCUCUACACUCCUGGUCCAUUUGAAAAUGCAUCACUGCUGUAUCAAGGAAGCCUGGCUCAUCAGUCUUCAAUGCCAAGCUCUUACCACCCCAGCAGCAUUUACACCUCAGGAAACUCGUUAUACAUGACCCAAAACCCAACUCCGUACUCACCAACGUAUACCGGGAAUGCAACCUCAUCCUUCCAAUCAAGCUUUCAUCCCAUUCCACAGACUCCUGUUUUUAUAAGCUACAAGCAAUCCAUGGUUAACCCAGAGUCUCGCAGCCUAAGCCACAAUGGAGUCUACAUAUAAAGUAAAUUUGAAUUGAGAAAGCUUCCUGGAGGGGAAGUGAAACGUCUUCAAACCUUGGAAACAAAGUCCAGUGGAUUGUUUUUUAAACUUUUACGGAAUAUAUAAAGUAAACUUUAAUAAGAUUUUUUUGUUGUUGUUUUUUUUUUUUUUUCCUGAACUACAAACCAGUUAAGAUUGCCUUAUUCUGAUAGAGGUUUAUUUCUUUAAUACAUUGAAUCUCCUCCUGGGAACAUAAAUCUAAUAUAUUUUCCUUUUCUUAUCACAUUCUUCAAAAUUUUGCUAUUGAUUUAUUUUGCCUAUUUAUGUGUGGUGAAUUUGUACUUUAAAAUGUUUGAUUUAUACUUAUUACUUUAUUUUAUAACACAUUUAAUAUAUACUCAUCAAUACAUAUUAUUGUACAUAAUAUGUAAAUAUAUAUUUCGUUUUUAUGUCUCUAUAUGUUUCAGGAUUAAUACAUAGAUUAUAAUUGACUAACAAUUAUUUUGUUCUUGUAAAAUGUCUAAUGGUAAUGUUUAUUAAAAGGAACCCCUG
Cyprinodon tularosa is the source of this 1865-nucleotide messenger RNA. Its product is annotated as claudin-8-like. The transcript has a single exon. NCBI's taxonomy places the organism in Eukaryota, Metazoa, Chordata, Actinopteri, Cyprinodontiformes, Cyprinodontidae. Bases 264 to 1334 code for a protein of 356 amino acids. Gene Ontology annotation, cellular component: plasma membrane; bicellular tight junction. Gene Ontology annotation, biological process: cell adhesion; bicellular tight junction assembly. Gene Ontology annotation, molecular function: structural molecule activity. The record is from RefSeq and is a predicted model, not a curated record.